Molecule: messenger RNA, 7537 nt
Organism: Octopus sinensis (East Asian common octopus)
Lineage: Eukaryota; Metazoa; Mollusca; Cephalopoda; Octopoda; Octopodidae
Product: girdin
Exons: 29
Coding region: 1345-7383 (2012 amino acids)
Biological process (GO): cytoplasmic microtubule organization; cytoskeleton-dependent intracellular transport
Cellular component (GO): centrosome; cytoplasm
Molecular function (GO): microtubule binding; dynein light intermediate chain binding
Source: RefSeq, a predicted model, not a curated record
GCUGUGUAUAUUUUGGAGUGCUGCCUGGACGGGAUGGGUGUUUACUUCCCACCCACCGCACACUUUUUUCUUUUGUUUUUCUCUUUUUUCUUUCUUUUUCUCUAGCUUUACAAUUUGUACAACAAUCAGCGUAUUAAUUUAACCGUUUAGUCAUGUUGUUCUUCCUUUCUUUCACCCUUCCUUGUCGAUGUGAAUAAUGUAAUCAAAGAGAGCUUUUGUCUCUCUGACACAUGUUCAUACAUAUACGCAUACAUACAAACACACGUGCAUCAAGCACACCGCUUACUACACCCCUUCAAAUAUGCGGAUAUCGUUCCUGGGUACUUGCAUAUCAGCCCCCACUAAAAACAAGAGGAAACCGUCAACAAACAUCACCGUAGCCACCGUCACUACUACUGCCAUUCAUAACAACAGCAACCCGUGCCAUUUAUGCCUGACAAGCGAUGCUAAUAGUAAGUCUUGUAGAAUGUGGGGAGUGAAAUUAUUUCUAAUACCCAAAUGUUCUUACAAAUCUAUCAGAGGAUUAAUCUUCAAGUAUAUGCAAUCACUAUCACCAUCGCUCACAGCAAGAACCAAACUCUUUUCCCUAUGACGGAAAUUAAUUAAAUAGAAAAUGAGUCGGUUUGUUGAAGCUAAUUUAAAACGCUUCUUCCCUUCUAAUAACGAAACUUAGAAGCUUAGCCUUACGAAGAGAGAAAGAAAGAAAGAAGAAACAAUUACUAAAGUCUCUCGACAUACCGACUGACUGAGCUAUUUACUUACAUAUUUACCUAGUUACUACCUAACCUUGUAGUUUUGCUGUUUAACAGCGAAAUAUUUUAAAUAUUCAAGAUUUAAAGAGAAAGAAAAUAGGAUUAUUUCGCGUGAGCCGUUUUUUCAGAGGUGGUUGUUCAUGGAACUGAAAUGGAUAUAGUCUUGAAGGAGAAAACUGGUUGAUUCUGGUUGGAAUUUACCUGAAUGGAACGAUGAAGUACUCGUUGCUUGAUGGCGCUGGCACACAGCUUGCUUCCUGCCACGCUUUAGGAUUAUUAUCUUUUGCAAAGAUUACGGCAAGGUGAAAAAAGAAAAAAAACGAAAAAGAAAACAAAUAAAGAAAAGCUGCUGGGUAAGAGGACCCGGCUUGCUUCUUUUUGCUUCUAUCUUCUACUUCUUUAGAAGUAGAAGAAGCAGGAGCCGCAGAAAAGAUUCUGCCUCACACUUGCAAGAAGCAGUGCCGUAACAGGCGACAGAAUUUUAAGGAAUUCGGGAUUUUUUGUUGUUGUUAUUUUUAAUUUCUUUUGUAAAAGAAAAGUUAAUAGAAACCAAACCCCAUCAAAAUAAUUAAUAAUAGGGGUCUAAUUAAAAAUGGCGUCGCCGCCCGAAGAAUGUUUCAUGCAAAGUCCUUUAGUUAUUUGGAUUGAUACUUUUCGGGAAGCAAAUUCUCCGGCGAUACAAUACAAAGAUAUUUACGGAGGUGUUUUCCUAACAACUGUAAUGAAUCAGAUUACACAAGGCUUUGAAAGAUUCAAUUCAGGAGACCCACAAACUGUUUACAGCAAAGUUAAUACUAACAUCAGUGAUGUUAAUGCUAGAAUUCAGAACUGGGAUAAUUUAGUAAAAAACAUUAAAGCAUAUUACUUGGAGGUCCUUCAACAAAUUUUAAUCAUGAGACUACCUAACAUUCAGUUAGUUUGUAGAGAACCUGAAAAGGAUGCUAGCUUUGAAGAGUUAAAGAAAGCUCUUUUACUUGUACUUGGUUGUGCUGUGCAGUGUGAGCGUAAAGAAUACUUCAUUGAGAAAAUAAAAACUUUAGAUAUUAAAGUACAGCAGGCAAUUGUUGAACUUAUAAAGGAGGUAACUGAUGACACUCAAACUGUACUUCCCACUGGCCCAUCUGAGCAACUGGAUGUCUAUUUGGAAAAAUCUCUUAAUCAUUUAAACAAACUCCUCAUUGAAAGAGAUGAACUUGCUGAAGCUGUUUCGGAACUUAAGCAAGAACAAGAAAUUUACCAGUCACAGAUUGAGGGAAAUACUACUUGGACUACUGGAAGUCCAGAGAAACAUCAUCUAGUUGUUGAAUUAGCAGAUUGUAAAGCCAAAGUGCGGAGACUUCGACAAGAAUUAGAAGAGAAGACUGAGCUUUUAUCUGAUGUCAUGGAUGAACUUGAUGAUAACAAGUCCCAGCUUCAAAAAACGAAGACUGAAUAUAAUGAAAUUUAUCAAGAAGCUAAAACAGCCAGAGCUUACAGAGAUGAGAUUGAUAUGCUCAGGGAAAAAGCUGUCAAGGUGGAAAGUUAUGAAAAUGAAAUCUUAAAAUACAAGGAAAAGCUCAACGAGUUGGAGUUCUGCAGAUCUAGAAUUGAUGAACUUAAGGAAGAUAACAGAAUUUUGGUGGAAACUCGUUCUAUGCUUGAGGAACAAAUAAGCAACACACACAAACGUAUGGAUGCUGUGAAAGAAUUAGAAAGGGACUUGAUGAAGUGUAAAAAUCAAAUGCAAGAGCUGACUCUGGAACUUGAUACUGAAAAAGAGAAGGUACGGGUAUUAACAGAAGAAAAUGCCUUGUUAGAAUUUGAGAAAAAAAAUCGACUACAACAAAACACUACUCUUGAGAAGGAACUUGAAGAAGCACACUCAAGGACUUCUGGCAUUAGUCUGUCUGACCAGCUGAAUGAAACUUCAAAUGCCAAAGUUCUUCGACUAGAAUUAGAAAAUCAGUUACUUCAGCAAAAGAUCGAAGAACUGAGAGAAAAUUCUUUAUUAGAAUGUAGUGCUCUAAAUUUGGAACAAGAGAAAGAGAAUAAGAGACUUUCUAAAAAAGUUGAAUCUUUGCAAGGAGAGAUGAAGUCACAAUCAGAGAGGUGUAUAGAGCUAGAACAGAAAACAAAAGAAUUUGCUGAUGAGAAGGAGAAACUUUUGCUUAUGAUUGAAACUGUCAAAGAAAAUACUGAAAGACAGCUGAAUGAGGUUAAAAGAGAAAAAGAACAUUUAGCUGAAACAAUAUCUUCACUGCGUGAGAGAAAUGAAAAAUCAAAUGAUAGCAGAGUGAAGGAACUUGAAAAAGAAAAUAAAAAUCUCCAUGACAAAGUUUCAGAAACUGCUGCCAAAAUUUCAAAAUUAGACUUUGAAUAUCAACAGCUUCAAAGGGCUAAUGACAAAAUGAAAGCCAACUGUGAAAGACUGAAUGAGCUUGAACAUUCCAACACUAGUUUAGAGCGUAUAAAUUCUGACUUGAAGAAUGCAGUCAGCACUCUAAAGCUUGCCUGUGAUAAAUAUAAAACUACAGAAGAGGAUAACUCUCGCUUAGAAAUAGAAAACAAAAAACUGAACAAAACUAUUGAAAGUCUUCAGUUAUCUUUAUCUAAGCAAGAAAUGCUUAUUGAAGAACACAUUUCGUUAACUUUAGAAAACCAGAAACUACAAAAGACUCUAGAGUCAUUAAAAGGUGCAACAGACAAAGUUCUAGAAUUGGAUAAUGAGAAAGAUGAACUAAAUCGGGAAAUUCAGCAAUUAAAGAAAACCAUUGAGUCUCAGCGAAUUGAACGGGUCAAAUAUGAACAGAUGGAAAUGGAUGUAUUAGAUAUGGACAAUGAGAACCAGAAGCUUCAGAAAACGUUAGAGAUGACCACCCGGCGUUUGCAACAGUUGGAGAAGGACAACAAUGACUUGGAAGUUGAAAAUGAAAAACUGCAAAUUUCCAUUGAGAGUUUGAAACUUUCCUGUAAGAAACUGGAAAACAAAGAAGAAGAAAAUAAAGAGUUGGAUAAUGAGAUAAUUAAAUUAAACAAGGACAAAUCAACCCUUGAGAAAGAAAAUAAAAAGCUCAAACAUGUUCUAGAAGCUACUGGAGCUCACUUAGACGAAAUCACCUCAAAGCAUAAUAUUCUUGAGAAAGACUAUAAAGCUUUAAAAAAGACCCUUGAUAAAAACAAAGAUGUUAAUGAGCGGAUACGGGAAUUUGAAAAAGAAAACAAAGAUUUACAGCAGCAACUUCUUGUAAACAAGAAGACACUUGCUACUUUGAGAGAGGAUUUGGUAAAUGAGAAGAUUCAGAUGCAACAGCUUCUGAAUGAACGAGAGAAACUUGGUCAAGAACUGGAACAGAUUGGUCUCAAGAGAGAAGAGCUAAUGAAGAAUCAUGAAUCAGAUGAAAGUCGGUUCCAGGUAUUUGAAAAUAUGAUGCAAGAUGCUAUAAAGAAAAAUACGGAAAUAAAAGACGACAAGAUUCUUUCAUUGGAGAGUAGACUAGAGGAGUCCAAGAACAGAAACAUGAAAUUACAAGAAGAACUUCGCUCAGUUAAGAGGGAUUGUGAAUCACUCAAACAACGACUUGAAGAAGAGUUCCAAGAUGGGAACAUAUCAUCUGUUGUAAAUAUCAGUAAUCCUACAAGACAGAUUUUGGAAAUAAAAGACAGAGUGGUUGAGGUUGAACGAGAUAAUGCUACAUUGCUGGCUGAAAAUAAAAACCUUAAGCGCCAACUAGAAGUAAUAGAUCAACAAAUAGCUAAAAAGGAUAAUGAUUACCACAAGCUUCAAUAUCAGUUAAGUACACUUCAUGAACAAAAUAACACCAGCCAUUCACAGCAUGCAAAGAUUGAAGUAGAGAACAAAACCUUACAGACACAGUGCACAUCACUGCAAGCACAGAACUCCUCAUUGCAAUCUCAGCUGAACAAUGCAGAUCUAGAGAAUGAGAGAAAUUUGCAGCGUAUUGAAGAACUACAAAACAAAUAUGACUCUUUAGUUUCUGCACAUGAAUCUUUGCAAAAGCUCCAUGAUGAUCUUACCACUGAAUAUGAGUCCCUUAUUUCUGAGCAUGGGUCUCUGAAAACCACACAUAAAUCAAGUUGUGGUGAAAUGAAAGACCUACAAGAUCAACUAUCUAUUUUACUUCGAGGCAAGAAUGAUAUCACUAAGCUGCGCGAAAUGCUUGAGAAAGAGAGGGAACAGUUGAAAGUAGAGUCCAAGUCACUGAGUAACCUGCAAAUUGAUUAUAAUCAAAUGAGGAACAAAUAUGAUAAUUUGCACACAGCAUAUAAGCGUUUGGAAAAGGAGCAUCAAGAUCUUGGAGUGGAGUACAAGAGAAUAAAAACUGAAUAUAAUGAUUUGCAACUCCGUUACACUGAACUUCAAGGAGAUGCUGCAGAAAGCAGGGAGCAGCUCAGCAAUACCGAUCUUGAGAUGACAAAACUAGCCACUCGUUGUGAAGCAAUCGAUCAAAUGAAUCAAAAGAUGGAAGAAGAAAAUAACCAACUGCUGUAUCAGAUGAAAACUUUGAUAAACCAAAAUCAAGAGCUUCUCAGUGAAGCUCUCAACAGUAAAGACCAGCAUGCAGAGACUGCAAAAGCUUAUCAAGAGAAAUUUGCUGAUUUGCGCCGGCAGAAAGAGAGACUAGAAGAGAAAAUAAUGGAACAUUAUAAGAUGCGCCUAGAAUCUCCCAAAAAACGCAGCCUGGGAGCCACUCUAGUACGGAAAGCAAGAGGUAUUAUAACACGGGUCCAUCGAACAAAAAGCAAGACAAAUUUAACCAAUUCUGAAAGUCCUGAUAACUCAUCUGUUGGUUCAGGAUCCUGUGGAGAAGCAGCUGAUGCUGAUAGUAAUAGUGGGCGAAGAAUUACCAAAGUACAGAAAACAAAUGAAAAAGCUCAUGAGGUUUCAUUUGUCAAGCAAAACAAAAGCUUUAUGAUGUCAACAACUCUGUUGCUUUACAAACUGGACUCCAACAAUGUUAGAGGUUCCAGAUCUAGUGAAGACCUUGUGAACUUUGAUUCUGCUAGUAGAGAUGGCACAUACUCUCUAGGAGGCAAAAUGGCUGAUGUAGAUGAUGACUAUCAUCGAUCCCCUUCAACAAUUCAUGGUAGACAAUCUCCAGGCAGCGAACUUCUCACACUAGAACAAUUUCUUAAAGAAUCAAAUCCUGAUUCUCCUACAUUGAGAACCAAAGGUCAAGAAAGGAAACUGAACGAAGGUGUCAGUUUUUCCCAAAGUGAACAACUGAAGAGAAAUAAAAUAUCUGAUGGUUCUUCUAAUUUGAAUCCUAGUGGAAAAUAUGUUCAGCAAAAAUAUCCCGUGAGAACUGAGCAAGACCAUUAUCAACGGCACGUUUUUGAGCAGUCUAACCAAAACUCUACCUUAAACCAUUCCAACUCUUCCAGACACUUAUCAGAACCAUUUUCAAAUACCCUAGAUCCAUCAUCAAAAGUCAUAAAUAAUUCUUACCAAGAACUGUCCAAAGUGUCUCAUAGUUCUUCUAACAAUGGUGAGAGUACAGGAGAUAGUAAAACAGAUCUGCACUCCACCUAUGUCCAGCCAGUAACUAAUAAAGAUGGUGUAAAAACUCCUACUCCUAAAGUUAGACGACACUAUCCAGAGAGUAAUUAUUUCCAGAAUCACCGCUAUCAGACAGACAGUCAACAAGCUGAUCACUUACAGUCUCAGAAUUCUGUCUCACAAGAGCCAUCCUCAUACACUGUAUUGAGGUCUGCUAAAUCUCACAAUCGCAUUGCUACUCAACAAGCACCACAAUCCCAUGAUUUAUCAAAUCGGUCAGUCACUCCUGGUACUGUUGACCAGAUGUAUGUCCCUGCACAUGUCAAUCAGUCAAUGCCAUACCCAGAGCCACAUUACUUAUCUCGUGAACAGUCUCCCAUGAGUGAUAACCGACAGAGUAACUUUAUGAAGCCAGCUGAAAGGCCUUCUUCUAUGCACUUCAACAAUCAACCAAAUCAAGGGCCUUCUUCACGCCCUACAGGAUCUGCUUCCCCUUUCCCCCAAAAACCAAGAGACUCUCCUAACCUCUACAAAACGGAUCCCACUCUCUCUAAAAGUGAACUGUCUUUAAAUAAAAGAACAUCACGAUCUCCUGAGUAUGCUUACGACAAUGCAGCAUCUAACCAAACAUUUAAUGACUAUCACUCAUUAGGCAUGUCUGUUGACAAACCUACAUCUUCAAAUAACAUUUUGGAGAUCUGCGAAGCAGAUGAGGCUUAUCCAUAUCGGUCUCGCUCACGGGGUACCCCUCCAAUUCCAGCUCCAAAACCAAUAAACAGAGACCCCAAUAAUUACACACACACUGUUACUAACAAUUCUAAUCACCAAGACACACAUCAGAUGCUGCCUACAUCAUCAUCUUCAUCUUCAUUGUUACAAUCACAGGCUGGAUAUUCUCGAAAUUCCAGUGCACAACCAAGCUAUACAGGAGGCAACGUGAAAAAUGCUCCAAUGGCAAGAAUCUCCCCACAAACAAAAGCCUCAAAACAACCACAAAACAUCCAGCAGCACCUCAGCAAUACCACUACCACUACUCCCACCACAACUACAACUACUAACAGCAACAGCAAGUCACCAGACGAAUCAAAGGACCCCAAAACCAAUUCUGUGUGGUAUGAAUAUGGUUGUGUAUAAAAACAUAGUCUUCCCCCACUUUCAUUGCUGCUCUUUAUAAUGUUAACAUGUGGUUGUUUUUGCUGACCACUUUCUGCCAUCUGCUUCCAUUUCUACAUUCCAAACCAUAAUUUAAAUCUGCAGAUUAAAUAACCUCACCUUUGUAGUUUCAAAA